Messenger RNA from Eubalaena glacialis (North Atlantic right whale), 933 nucleotides. Its product is annotated as zinc finger protein 420-like. NCBI's taxonomy places the organism in Eukaryota, Metazoa, Chordata, Mammalia, Artiodactyla, Balaenidae. The transcript is spliced from 4 exons. The coding region runs from base 1 to 933 and encodes 310 amino acids. Gene Ontology annotation, biological process: regulation of DNA-templated transcription. The record is from RefSeq and is a predicted model, not a curated record.
AUGAAGCGAUCAGUGACAUUCCGAGCUGUAGCCGUAGACUUCUCCCAAGAAGAGUGGGGAUUCCUGAACCCCGCUACAGAGAGAACUGUACACAGCUGUGAUGUCAGAGACUUACCAGAACCUGGUCUGGCUGGGGAAGAGAAACGCUGCCGGCGCCACGAGCGUGGGAAAUCCUUCCGCCGAUGCUCGACGCGCGUCCAGCAUCCGAGGAUCCACACGGGAGAGGGACCCUAUCAGUGCGGCGAGUGCAGCAAAACCUUCCACCAGAGGGCCCACCUUACCCAGCACCAGCGCUUCCACACGGGCGAGAAGCCCUACGCCUGCGGACAGGGCAGACGGGCCUUCAGCCAGAUGACCCACCUGUCUCAGCAUCAGAGCACCCACGACAGAGGCGGCGAGUGCGGGAAGGCCUUCAGGCGCCCCUUGGCCCUGGUCGACCAGCAGAGAAUCCACAGCGGGGAGAAGCCCUACGAGUGGAAGGCCUGCGGCAGAGCCUUCACCCCGAGCGCCCAGCUCAUCAGGCACCGGAAGAGUCACUUUGGAGAAAAGCCCUACGGAUGCAGCAAGUGUACGAAAUCCUUCGUCCGUCCGUCUUCCCUGAUGGAGCAUCGGAGAAUUCACACUGGAGAAAAGCCCUAUCAGUGUGAGGACUGUCAGAAGGCCUUCUGGCGCGUCGCGCAGCUAACUCAGCACAGGAGGGUUCCUACUGGUGAGAAGCCCUACGCGUGUGAGGACUGUGCACAGGGCCUUUACCUGGAGGUCCCCUUCCGUCCUUCACAGGAGCAGUCACACGGGAGAGACACUCUACGAAUGUCGCGUCAUAAGAGAAUUCAUACCGGGGAAAAGCCCUUUGGUUGCCACGACUGUGGGACGUCCUUCAGCUGCACAUCACACCUUACUCGACAUCAGCGAAUUCCUACAGCAGAAUAUUGA